UUAUUGGUACAGUUGUUUAAUUCGAUUCAGAAGCUUUGGAAUCAUGUACACUGUACAGCCAUUGCAACAACAAUGGCAAAUUCCAGAGCCUCCCAGUACAAUUUAAAGGCACGUGGAAAAAAAAAAGUGAGUUUGGGCAUCUACCCAUCAAAACCCAAAUUGCCCGCAUUCCUUCCUGUGUGUACCACACGUCUGUUUGCACUCUGUCCGCUCUUGAGUAAGCAAUGGAUUUUUUGUUCAAGGGAGUAAAUGAAGGCGCAUCUGAUUGUCACUUUGAUGAGAAAACCAUUCAGAGAUGCCCAUUUCUGCGUCACAUCAACAAGCCGACUAGCUUUUCCUUAUUUUCAGUGAAUUUUCCCAGUCCUGAGAGGGUAGCCAAAGGUCCAAUUUUUGAAGAUGGUCCAAAUUUUGAUAUGGCAUUUAAGAUGUUUCAUGGGAAAGAUGGGGUUGUUCCGCUCUCAAACAAGUCUGAUUUCCAUGAUGACAUUUUGGAACCUGACUUUACACCCCAGUUCAACCCCUUAGCAGCAAAUGCUGCCACUAUUAGUUUAUCUGCAUUUGGUCCUGGUGGCCCCUUUGGUUUUGGUUCGUUCCAUGAUAAGUGGAAGAAUCAGAAGAAGAAAUCUGAAUCAACCAACAAAAGUGAUCCAUCUUCUAAGAAAGGAAAUACCUCAAAACAUGGGUCACUGGGAAAUGAGUGGUUAGAAACAGGGAACUGUCCAAUUGCAAAGUCUUAUAGAGCUAUUAGUCAUGUACUCCCGCUUGUGGCAUCAACUCUUCAACCGCCGCCUGGUGUGACGCUUAGAUGUCCACCUGCUGUAGUUGCGGCACGGGCUGCCCUUGCACGGACUGCCCUGGUUAAAACCUUGCGACCUCGGCCACUACCUGCGAAGAUGUUUGUCAUUGCAAUCUUGGGCAUGGCAGUAAAUGUGCCUUUAGGCGUGUGGAAGGAACAUACUAAGAAGUUUUCACUAUCAUGGUUUGCAGCAGUGCAUGCAGCUGUGCCCUUCAUAGCUAUGCUUAGGAAGUCUGUUGUGAUGCCUAAAACUGCUAUGGCACUGACUAUUGGAGCUUCCAUCCUAGGGCAGGUUAUUGGUUCUAGAGCUGAGAGGCACAGGCUUAAAGCAGUAGCUGCGAAGGAUAGGGUAGCAGCAGAAACAAUGAUUGCUGCUGCAGUUGCAGGGUCUAGUUCAACCCAGGUUGGUAGCAUUGCAGGUGUUCAUUGUGGUACAGAAGAGAUGACAUGGGAUCCGAUGUGUAUCAAGGCUGCUGGGCCCACUUCAUCAAAUAAUGUGUGUUGCUAACAUAAUGUGUGUUGCUAACAUCACAAGUUGUAACUAGAGAGUGAAAUAAAACUUACAUCCACCAUCCAUAGCUGGUGACGGCAAAUCCUGCAGUUCAGUGUAUACUUGCUGUGUAUUCCUUGUGCUCUUUAUAUAACAAGAUGUAUUAAUGAUGAUCCAACACAGUUGUGCACAGUGCGUUUUGUUCUUGAAAUAAAUAUGUUAGUCUUUAUGAAA
Molecule: messenger RNA, 1520 nt
Organism: Hevea brasiliensis (rubber tree)
Lineage: Eukaryota; Viridiplantae; Streptophyta; Magnoliopsida; Malpighiales; Euphorbiaceae
Exons: 4
Coding region: 225-1304 (359 amino acids)
Cellular component (GO): chloroplast
Source: RefSeq, a predicted model, not a curated record